Molecule: messenger RNA, 1428 nt
Organism: Glycine soja
Lineage: Eukaryota; Viridiplantae; Streptophyta; Magnoliopsida; Fabales; Fabaceae
Product: protein FAR1-RELATED SEQUENCE 5-like
Exons: 4
Coding region: 1-1428 (475 amino acids)
Biological process (GO): regulation of DNA-templated transcription
Molecular function (GO): zinc ion binding; nucleic acid binding
Source: RefSeq, a predicted model, not a curated record
AUGAAAGGAAAAGCUCCCUGUUCAAUAAUAACUGAUGGAGAUCUGGCUAUGAGGAAUGCUAUAACAAGAGUCAUGCCAGGUGUUUCUCACAGAUUGUGUGCGUGGCACUUAUUGCGUAAUGCAUUAAGCCAUGUCCGAGACAAACAUGUUUUGAAAUGGUUGAAGAAACUAAUGCUUAGUGAUUUUGAAGUGGUGGAAUUCGAAGAAAAAUGGAAAGAGAUGGUUGCUACGUUUGAAUUGGAAGACAAUAGUUGGAUUGCUGAACUUUAUGAAAGACGGAUGAAGUGGUCUACUGUCCAUUUGAGGGGUCGUUUUUUUGCGGGCAUACGGACAACAUCUCGUUGUGAGGCUUUCCAUGCACAUGUUGCAAAAUAUGUUCAUUCACGCACCAAUUUAACCGAUUUUGUAGAACAAUUUCAAAGGUGCCUGACAUAUUUUCGAUAUAGAGCGGUUGUGGUAGAUUAUUCGUCAACAUACGGGAAAGAAGUUUUGCAAACAAAUCUUCUAUCUCUUGAGCGGUCUGGUGAUGAAUUGUUUACAAAGGAGAUGUUUCAACUUUUUCAGUCUUAUCUAUGUAGGACUAUUAAGCUAAGAGUCGUUGAUUGCAAAGAGAUGGCCACUUUUUCAGUUUUCAUAGUUGUCAAGUAUUGUAGUGGAAGUGUUUGGCGUGUGUCGCAUUGCCCAUCAAUGGUUGAGUUUACAUGUACUUGUAUGAGAAUGCAAUCCAUUGGUCUUCCAUGUGAUCACAUAUUGACUGUGUUGGUUUCUUUAAAUUUUAUGGAGUUUCCAAGUAGUUUGGUUUUGAAUAGGUGGUCCAAACUUGCCACCGAACAGAUUAAAGACAAAUAUCCGGAUUCCGCAAUGUAUUGGGAUUCGCAAUUGAUGGCCAAGUAUGCCACUUUGGUUGAAGUUUCUAGAGAAGUUUGUGCAGCCGCAUACCGUGAUGAAGAGGAGUAUGACAAAAUGUUGCAUUUCCUAUCCAAUGAGGCUACAAGGCUGAAGUCAAAGCAAAACAACGAACAUUGUGUUGAUGAUAAUCAGAUGCACCAACAAGAUGAUGAUUUUGCAGGUAUUUUAGACCCUGUUGUGGUUCAAAGUAAAGGAUGCGGACAGGUCAAAAUGGAUGAAAGUGGCAGACAAAGGAGAAUCCAAAAGUGUCGGCAAUGUGGUGGAAUUGGCCACAACAAGCGUUCUUGCACCAACCGUCCUCGAAAUGUAAAUGGUUGUAUGUCAUCCACCGAACAAACUAAUACUAUGUUGCAAGCUACACAUGAAAAUUACUCUGAAGUGGAGCCGCAGACACAGUCAUUUGUUGCUGGUAGUAGCCUGUUGGGGUGGACUACUCUAGUUUCGAGGACCAGAACCUCCUAUGAAGAAGAAGAAGGAGAAGCUAGAGGAAUACCAAAAAGGCACAAAGUCGCCGCAUGA